GCUAGCUAAACAGUUUAAGCCUUUUAGCCAAUGGUUAUGGAGUGACAACAUAUAGUUUUGACUUUUUUGCAGUUGCUCAUUAUAUGAGGACCGUAUUUGAGAAAUAUAUAACUAUUACAAUAGGGUCGUCAUUGUACCCCGGUUUCCUGCCUGAAUCACAUGAUUGGAAUACAGUGUCGUAGUCGCUUCGACUGAUGAAAGAUCCUGCUUAGCUAUCAUAAAGACAGGGCUCCGCUUCAGCUCUCGAGCCAUAAAAUCCUGAAAGACAGAGAGCUCUCUAUCUCUUUAUCCAUAUCUGUUCCCCUUUCUCUCUCUCUCUCUUGCUUUCCUCCUUGUUUCUCUGUCUGUCUGUGACAGUGAGUCAGUCCAGGCUCUCAGGAUUGGCUUUUCCUAUGACUGUUUCUAGAGUGCUGGAGAGAAACAAGACACUAUGACCUGCUAGCAACACACUACGCAGGAUGGACAGGCAAUAGCAAAGGGUUAUUUAAGAGGUGCUGUGUCAUUUCGUUAUGAUAAGCUGCUGUGUAGAAGAUGUCCACCCUUUCUGCGACUGAUAUCAAUGAUGUUAGUCAUGGGGAGAUUAAGGUGUUUGAUGGAGCUCUAGACCAUGGUCUCGCUGCUGAGGAGAGCUCUGUUGUGGAUGUGAAACAUGAAAUCCCAUCAUCCCUCAGUCAGCCGGCUCCAUUCAGAAUCUCACAGAGUGAUUUAAAUGACUCACUGCCAAUGGAACCCAGUGACAUCAAACUGGACACUGUGGGGGAAAACCCAACACCCAAUACAGAGGGUCAACCGGUGAAGAGAAAGAAAGGCCCUGCUCCUAAGAUGCUGGGUAAUGAAGUGUGUAGUGUCUGUGGGGACAAGGCCUCAGGUUUCCACUACAAUGUACUGAGCUGCGAGGGUUGCAAAGGCUUCUUCCGUCGCAGCGUUAUCAAGGGCGCGCAGUACACCUGCAAGAACAGCGGCCGCUGCGAGAUGGACAUGUACAUGCGUCGCAAGUGUCAGCAAUGUCGACUGCGCAAAUGCAGGGAGGCAGGCAUGCUCGAACAAUGCGUGCUGUCCGAGGAGCAGAUCCGACUGAAAAAGAUGAAAAAACAGCACGAGGAGGAGACCGCCCGUAACUCUGCGGUGGCCACGCCGAGCCCGGCUCCCGAGGUGCCGCCGCUGGCUCCCGAACAGCAGGAAAUGAUUGAGAAGUUGGUUGCCAUGCAGAAACAGUGCAACAAACGCUCCUUCAUUGACCGACUCAAAGUCACUCCAUGGCCUCAGAGUCAGGACGCGCUGAACAGAGAGGUGAGGCAGCAGCGUUUUGCUCAUUUCACUGAACUGGCCAUCAUGUCAGUGCAAGAGAUUGUGGAUUUCGCCAAACAGCUGCCGGGGUUCCUGGAGCUCACCCGCGAAGACCAGAUUGCCUUACUCAAAACGUCCACCAUCGAGAUCAUGCUGCUGGAGAGCUCACGGCGUUACAACCCUGCUAUAGAGAGCAUCACUUUCCUCAAAGACUUCAGCUACAAUAAAGAGGACUUUGCCAAAGCAGGGCUGCAAUUCGAGUUCAUCAACCCCAUCUUUGAGUUUUCCAAGGGCAUGAAUGACCUGCAGUUGGACGAAGCAGAGUAUGCACUGCUCAUUGCCAUCAACAUCUUUUCUGCGGACCGGCCAAACGUGCAGGACCAUGACUUAGUGGAGAGGCUGCAGCAGCCGUAUGUGGACGCGCUCCAUUCCUACAUAAGAAUAAAAAGACCAAACGACCACCUGAUGUUCCCUCGCAUGCUGAUGAAGUUAGUGAGUCUCCGGACUCUAAGCAGCGUCCAUUCUGAGCAGGUCUUCGCCCUACGCCUCCAGGACAAGAAACUGCCGCCGCUGCUUUCCGAAAUUUGGGACGUGCAUGAAUGACCCUUGCCAGCCCCUCUCUUUUCGGUGGACAGAAAGAGACACGGCGGCCGGGGGUGACUCUGGGCUUCUGAGGACAGUAAUGUGGCAGGGGCAUUUCCUAAUGCUGUCUCUCAGGCAGAGACUCUCUUCUCUUGUCAACACAACCCUUUGGAAGUGUGGUUGUUCAUCUUCCUCUUCAAUGCAUUUGUAUUUUUCCUUUGCAGGAUACUGCAAGUUUAAUGCCCUGUGACGUAUAUAUGAACUGUAACCCGUUAGUGCUUUGGGACUGCUCCGAUCCACUAUCAGGGUUUACCGCAGCAGUCAGGCUUGUGUUUCCAAGGUUGCAACUCUGGGACUUGCGUGCAGAUGGAUGGUGUUUGGCAAUUCAUUUUCUCUGUUGUUUUUACUUGAUUACCAAAAGCUUUGAGCAGGUCUUGGCAAUGGUGUUUUUUGCUCAUUCCUUCACAGUAACUCUGGUUGGAUAGCCCCUGUCAAAGGGCUGCCUGAUUGGUGCAGUAACACCAUGAAGGAACGCUCAACCCCAGCUGUGAGAGCCUGUUCAUUUUCAAGUGCUCUCCUGUACUCAGACCCCCUAUGCUUUCAUUAGCUCACUGAUAAAUUACACUUGCACAGUAAGCAGGCAGAAAUAUUUUUAGGCCCAUGCAUAAUACAGUACUGAUUUUUACUCUGGUAACGUAGUGGCAAGGUUUCCGUAAAUGUGACAAAGCUCAAGUCAGUACCUCACAAACAGAAGCCCAGUGGUUCACACGCAGGGAUUGGCGAUAUUGACGGAACUGUCGUCAACGUAAACAACGUGCUGCUCAAUUUACAAGAUCUCCUAUAGUACUGUUUGGCGUGACACCUCACAUUUAUGAGACCUGUUCAGAAAUAAGUGUCAUUACACCAGAGAUUAUCCCAUUAUCCCUCACUUUUCCUUAGUCAUUUACCUUUUGGUUGAUCACCCCCCC
Chanos chanos (milkfish) is the source of this 2837-nucleotide messenger RNA. RefSeq names its product nuclear receptor subfamily 1, group H, member 3 (gene nr1h3). Gene Ontology annotation, cellular component: RNA polymerase II transcription regulator complex. The coding region runs from base 532 to 1890 and encodes 452 amino acids. Gene Ontology annotation, molecular function: nuclear receptor activity; RNA polymerase II cis-regulatory region sequence-specific DNA binding; zinc ion binding. The transcript is spliced from 11 exons. NCBI's taxonomy places the organism in Eukaryota, Metazoa, Chordata, Actinopteri, Gonorynchiformes, Chanidae. The record is from RefSeq and is a predicted model, not a curated record. Gene Ontology annotation, biological process: positive regulation of transcription by RNA polymerase II; negative regulation of transcription by RNA polymerase II; cell differentiation.